Messenger RNA from Spea bombifrons (plains spadefoot toad), 749 nucleotides. Its product is annotated as cystinosin-like. The transcript is spliced from 7 exons. The record is from RefSeq and is a predicted model, not a curated record. Gene Ontology annotation, biological process: L-cystine transport. Gene Ontology annotation, molecular function: L-cystine transmembrane transporter activity. Lineage: Eukaryota; Metazoa; Chordata; Amphibia; Anura; Pelobatidae. Gene Ontology annotation, cellular component: lysosomal membrane.
AUGAGCUUCACUGUGGAGGUCUUGGAGCAGAUCAUAGGCUGGAUCUAUUUCUUGGCCUGGUCUGUGUCCUUUUAUCUACAAGUGUUUGAGAACUGGCGAAGGAAAAGUGUUGUGGGACUGAGUUUUGAUUUUUUGGCAUUGAAUCUCCCUGGUUUCAUUGCAUACAGCGUUUUCAAUGUUGGGCUGUUCUGGAUAUCAUACAUUAGGGAAGAAUUUCUUCAGAUGUAUCCCAACGGAGUCAGCCCAGUGGAUUCAAAUGAAGUUUUUUUCAGCCUCCAUGCGGUGCUGCUUACGAUCAUUACUAUCAUUCAAUGCUGCAUUUACGAACGGGGCAUCCAGAAAGUUUCCAAAGUAGCCAUCGGCCUCCUUGUCAUUGCCUGGUUAUUUGCUUUCAGCAUGCUGAUUGUGGCCGAGGCUGGGGAGGUCACGUGGCUGCAGUUCUUAUUCUGCUUCUCGCACAUUAAGUUGGCCAUUACGCCCAUGAAGUACUUCCCUCAGGCUUACAUGAACUUCUGUCGGAAAAGCACUGAAGGAUGGAGUAUCGGAAAUGUUCUGCUAGAUUUUAUAGGAUGAAGUUUCAGUAUAAUCCAAAUGUUUUUACAGUCUUAUAACAAUGGUGAAUGGAAGUUAAUAUUCGGAGACCCAACUAAGUUUGGUUUGGAAGUAUUCUCGAUUUUCUUCGACAUUGUCUUCAUCACCCAACAUUACUGCUUGUACAAAAAGAGACAAGGGUAUGAAAAUGUUUAACU